Messenger RNA from Stomoxys calcitrans (stable fly), 1807 nucleotides. RefSeq names its product cytochrome P450 6d1-like. The coding region runs from base 113 to 1663 and encodes 516 amino acids. NCBI's taxonomy places the organism in Eukaryota, Metazoa, Arthropoda, Insecta, Diptera, Muscidae. The transcript has 5 exons. Gene Ontology annotation, molecular function: heme binding; monooxygenase activity; iron ion binding. The record is from RefSeq and is a predicted model, not a curated record.
AGACAGGCUACUUGGCAAGCAAUUCAUACAUUCAGUGUUUAACGAAACGCAUUCUAGAUAAGACGUGCGCCAGUGCAACAACUACAGCAGCUACAGCUACUCUUCACAAACAAUGCUGACAAUUCUAUUGAUACUGGGUGUGUCUGCCCUGUAUGUACUCAUCAAACGUCAUUACUCCAAAUGGCAGCGUUUGGGAUUGGCCACCGAUGAACCUGUGAUACCUUAUGGAUCUCUGACCAAAGUAUUUCGCAAAGAACGACACUUUGGCCUGAUCAUGGCAGACCUCUAUGAGAAAUUUGCAGCCGAUAAGGUAGUGGGCAUUUAUAUGUUCUUCAAACCCUCGCUAUUGGUGAGAGAUGCUGAACUGGUGCGCCAAAUUUUGACCUCGGAUUUCGGAAGUUUCCAUGAUCGCGGCAUAUAUGUGGAUGAAAAGAAUGAUCCUUUCUCAGCGAAUCUCUUCAAUUUGGAAGGGCAAUCAUGGCGUACAUUAAGAACUAAAUUGGCACCUUCAUUUUCUUCGGGGAAACUAAAGGCAAUGUUUGAGACUGUGGACGAAGUGGGUGAUAAGAUGAUCAAAUAUUUGGCCAAUACUCUGGAGGAUGGUCAAAGCCACAAUUUGAAUAUUAAAACAGUGAUGACAACCUAUGCCGUAGACAUCAUAGGAUCGGUUAUCUUUGGUUUGGAUGUGGACAGCUUCUCAAAUCCUGGCAAUGAAUUUCGCGAAUUGAGUGAUCGUUUGGUGGGCCAAGAAAAUGCUCCCACCAUACAGCGUUUGCGUAAUUUGAUGAAUUUUGUGUGUCCACCUGCAGCUAAAUUGUUAUCCCUUCUGGGGGUACAUGAUCCCGUCACCCAACGCCUUAGAGAUAUAAUCCAACAUACCAUUGAGUUUCGGGAAAAAAAUGGUGUUAUCCGCAAAGAUUUGCUACAGCUUUUCAUAGAGCUAAGAAAUACAGGCCAAAUUUCAGAAAAUGACAAAUGGCAAGCCACGAAAGCCAAAUCUGAACAUACAAAAGCUUACAUGUCCAUUGAUAUGAUAGCCGCAAAUUCAUUCCUAUUCUAUGUAGCGGGUUCAGAGACCACAGCUGCUACCAUAUCAUUUACACUCUAUGAAAUGGCCAUGUAUCCAGAAAUAUUGGCCAAAGCCCAAAAAGAGGUUGAUGAGAUACUGCAGAAGCAUGAUCUUAAGCCAGAUGGGCAAUUAACUUAUGAGGCCAUACAGGAUAUGAAAUAUUUGGAUUUGUGUGUUAAAGAAACUACCCGCAAAUAUCCCGCUUUGCCUUUCCUCAAUCGCAAAUGCACUCAAGAGUACCAAGUGCCUGAUUCGAACCUGACCAUAUCAAAGGGUACCGGAAUUAUUAUAUCCUUGUUGGCCAUGCACAGAGAUCCUCAAUAUUUUCCCAAACCCAUGGACUAUAAGCCGGAGCGUUAUGCCGAUGACUCUAAAGACUAUGAUCCUGUGGCUUAUAUGCCAUUUGGUGAAGGACCUAGACAUUGUAUAGCUCAACGCAUGGGUAUUCUCAACAGCAAAGCGGCCCUUGUGAAAAUGUUAGCAAAUUUCAACAUUGAAACAAUGCCACGCAAAGAAGUUGAGUUUAUGUUUCACACAGCCCCCGUUUUGGUGCCCAAAGAUGGUCUACACAUAACACUUUCGAAGAGACGAUAAACCUUAACGUCGAUGUUUACCUACAGAAAUUUAUAUAAUUGUGCAUACAUUCACUCAUCACUCAUCAUAGGUGUGAAAUGAUAACAUUAUGCUUGUCAUCAUUGUAGAUUUACUAAUAAAAAUGACUUAUAUCAAUCAAAACAA